AUGGGCUGGCGUGGUCCGGCGUGGCCGGGCUCUCCCGGGACCUGGGUUGGCGUGGCGCGACGUGGCCGGCUUCUCCGGGGCCGGGCUGGCGAGGCCCGGCUUGGCCGGGCUCUCCGGGCCAGGGUGUGGCGAGGCCCGGUGUGGCCGCGUUUUCCGGUCCCGGGGGUGGCGUCUCCCGGCGUGACCGGGCUCUUCGCGGCCCUGGCUGGCGUGGCCCGGCGUGGACGGCCUCUCCGGGGCCGGGCUGGCGUGGCCCGGGGUGACCGGGCUCUCCGUGGCCCGGGUGUGGCAAGGGCCGGGGUGACCGCGUCUACGGGGCCCGGGGGUGGCGUCGCCCGGCGUGGCCGUUCUCUCUGCGGCAUGGGCUGGCGUGGCCCGGCGUGGCCUGGCUCUCCGUGCCGAGCUGGCGAGGCCCGGGUUGGCCGGGCUCUCCGGGGCCCUGGUGUGGCGAGGCCCGGUGUGGCUGCGUCUCCCGGUCCCGGGGGUGGCGUCUCCCGGCGAGACCGGGCUCUUCGGGGCCCUGGCUGGCGUGGCCCGGCGUGGACGGCCCCUCCGGGGCCGGGCUGGCGUGGCCCGGCUUGGCCGGGCUCUCCGUGGCCCGGGGGUGGCGUGGCCCGACGUGGCCGCCUCUCCGGGGCCCGGGCUGGCGUGGCCCGGCGUGGCUGGGCUCUCCGGGGCCCGGGGGUGGCGUGGACCGGCGCGGCCGCCUCUCCGGGGCCCGGGCUGGCGUCUCCCGGCGUGGCCGGGCUCUCCGGGGCCCGGGGGUGGCGUGGCCCGACGUGGCCGCCUUUCCGGGGCCCGGGCUGGCGUGGCCCGGCGUG
This is a messenger RNA of Vespula pensylvanica (western yellowjacket), 821 nucleotides long. RefSeq names its product spidroin-2-like. NCBI's taxonomy places the organism in Eukaryota, Metazoa, Arthropoda, Insecta, Hymenoptera, Vespidae. The record is from RefSeq and is a predicted model, not a curated record. The transcript has a single exon. The annotation marks the transcript as partial.